Messenger RNA from Nematostella vectensis (starlet sea anemone), 15504 nucleotides. Its product is annotated as helicase with zinc finger domain 2-like. Gene Ontology annotation, molecular function: RNA binding; 5'-3' DNA helicase activity; RNA nuclease activity. NCBI's taxonomy places the organism in Eukaryota, Metazoa, Cnidaria, Anthozoa, Actiniaria, Edwardsiidae. The transcript is spliced from 40 exons. Bases 1251 to 12536 code for a protein of 3761 amino acids. The record is from RefSeq and is a predicted model, not a curated record.
AAGAGAAUGUAAGGCUGCCACAUACUUCUUUAGCUUGGCCUGGAUUUAGAAAAAUCAGAGAUGGUUGUAAGGACAAGGAAAUGUGUGACACUAAAGGGCCCAUACCAAACAAUUUUAUUUUGUGCAGAAAUGCUUGAGGCAGGCACAAACAUAUCCAGGGUUGGCUGAGGGUGGGGGGUGUGGUCAUGGAUAUCAUAUGGAGAAUGACCCACUUGUAGUGGCCAAGAGGGGUGCAUGCUUCCUAAUACAGGUACCGCGGAUCAUGUUGAAAAGUGGGUGGGCUGACAACUGAAAACAUCAUAUCGAAAAACAAAAAAGGAAUAAAUCAUAGUAUCUGACUUGUUUCUGUUGUAAAAAGUGUUGGGGCCGCCCUGCACCAACAUAAAGCUAAUCUUUUUAGCUGUCUAUAAGAGGGUACAUAAAGUCACCUGAGUAUGGGUAAUAUAGCAAAGUUAAGGCCGCAUUGUCACCAAUUUACUGCCAGAAUGCCGAGGAAAAAUUAGAAUCCACACUAUUUAAGAAGCCAUCCGCUCUAAAUAAGCAAUCACAUCAUCAAAAAAAUUUCCCAUAGGCACACUGCUUUUACAAUUUUCUUUCACGUUUUCCAUUGAAAAUAAUGUCAUAAAGAAACAUCAUAUGGCAACAACACUUAAUAAGUGUCAGGUUGGUGUCAAGGGAGGUGCACCAAUAUGGUCACGUGAUGUGUGUUGUCAUCAAUGACGUCACUAAAAGCAAAAAUAUUCUGACUUCAUCAAAAUAAAAAGAUUAUAUUUCAUAAAAGAAACAUGUAUCACAACCAAACUUGGUAGGUGUCAUGUAUGUUUUUAUGUAAGUGGGCCGCAAUGAGAUGCUCAAGUGACGUCAUCAAUGUUUUACUUGAAGUAAAACUAUCCUGAUGCCAUCAAAAACAGAAAAUAUUCAUAUCUCAUAAAAGAAACAUUGUAUAACAACAUAACUUGUUCUGUGUCAUAUAUAUGUCAAGGGUGGGGAGAGGGGUGCAACAAGAUGGUCACGUGAUCUGUGAAGUCGAUGACCUAAUCUGAAAAACAAAAAUAUGCAAAUCUUAUGAUUGAAACAUCUUUAGACAACAAGACUUAGAAGAUGUCAUGAAGGUGAAAGGGCAGCCAGCAGGACAGUCACGUGAUGUGUGACGUAUUGAAUGACGUCAUAUACGUCAUAUUUCAUGAUAUAAAAAUCUUAAGGCAACUAUUACUUGGGGACGUCACGAGAAUAUAGCUGCGUUUUCUACCAUGGAAGCAAACGACGAUUACAAUGCUGGAAACUUCCCAAAGGCCUUGAUGCUAUUGUCGGAGGCUCUUUCCCUUUAUAUAAACUUUGGACUGCAAAACGACACACUGCUCAUGAGAAUCGUAUGCCUCAGGGCAAGAUGCUUUGCUGCAAUGAGAUGCUAUGUUGAAGCUGUAGAAGAAACAAAGACUAUAUCAUCAUCGAUUUUUGCCUCGAUGGGGUGUCCUAUGAAGUAUUGGAAACUACGAAUUUUUAUUGAGGAAUCUGCGGGAAAUAUUCCCAGUCGCAUGACAACUGCCUUCUUGCUAGCCAUACAGGCUCGAUUUUUUUACCCCAAUUCUGCAGCGCUCGCUGACGCUUAUGAACGCUGCAAACGAAAGUUAAGAAAAGGAGUACGAGAGAACAAAAGUGUGGUUGAUAUUUGCCUUGGAAUGAUGCUAAUGGCAGCGCAACGGCUUCAGAACGAAUUCCAUUUACCUCAGAUAGCAGCUCUGGUUUACACGGAGAUUCUCUCCCUGUUUUACUCCACACCACUAGAUGUUUACUAUUUUAGAGCGGUUUGCUAUCUGCAAUUGGGUCGUUUUGACGAUGCUGAAGACGACUGCCAGGAAGUUCUUUGCCGAUAUUCUGAGAAUGUGGAUGCAAGAGAUCUGUUGGUAAAGAUUAAAGAAAUAAAGAGAAACAACAGAGAGAAACAGAAGCAUAACAAUUUUGCUUCUUCUUUUGCUGGCCAAGCAAUCGAGGGUACCUCUUACGAUAGCCAACAGUUACCAAUGGAAAAAUUUGAGAAGAAAAGCCCCAAGAAAAAGAAGGUCGCACAAAUGCCAGCAAGACCUGUAAAAACGCUGGAAAGGAAGACGAAGAAGGAAAGAAAGACCGAGAGAAGAAUUCAGAUGCAAAAGGAGGAAGAGAUUCGUCGCAUUUGUCAGGGGAAGGAAGAAAAGGAAAAAGAUCAAGAGACACAAAAACAGGCGAAAAAAGAAGAUCAGGUCAGUGACCCCCAACCAAUCAAAAUCACCUACGACGUUAUGGCAGCAUUGGAUGCCGGGAAAAAGAAGAAGAAAAGCAAAGUAGAGCGCACUCAAUCGAGUAACGACCUUGCCAUUGGAAUAUCAAGUGGUUCAUCCAGUGUCAGCUCAUGUACUGCAUUGCAAGAUACCAAAAGCCGAGGUAUCACACAAACCAAGGUGUCAACACCACCAACAACAAAAUACUCAGGAAAGCCUCCUUCAAAAAGGAAUGUUUCGUCCCCAUGCCUUACCUCUGCUUUGGGUCUUGAGGCCAGCACUAAGCAAUGGAACCCAAAGGCAAAUGUCAAGAUCAGUGACGAGAACUGGCCUUGCCUUCCACCACCCGUCAAUGACGUAAACACCAAACCAAAGAAAUCACCUCCGGUGCAAGAUUUGCGAAAGGAUGGCAUAAAAUCAAGUGAUCGCUCCUCAUCGUUGUCCAGUCUAAGCAAUACAUCUAAAACUUCAAAGUAUGAAUCGGUGUGCAGUUGUGAAAACCGGAUGCCUACUGUCUCAAACAAGUUUGAAACGCUUACGAAGUGCAAACCUAGGUUGCUGGCCAAAGCCGACAGUCUUAGUGCCAUCCCACAACGAUCACAGAAGGUCCAGCCUAGCUCAAACGAAUGGAAAACAGUGACACCACACGCAAGGCAAUCUGAUCACUCUACAAGUACAUUUGUUAAAGUUGACCUCCAAGCAAGCCGAGAGAACAGUUUACCUCCAGAAAUCGAGAUUGGUUGUCAGCAUUUCCUGACAAGAAAAAGCAACAAAGAUAACAACGGCACUGCCUGUCUCAAAUGUGUCAAAACGUGUAAUGUUUGUUAUGUAUUUUGGAGCAAAGAAUUCAAUGUUUGGACUAAGGUGAGGGAAUACCCUCCUUCUCUUUCGAUGAAACAAUUCUUAAAGCAGUGCCCUGGUUACACCCAAGGACAGAAAUGUCAUUUCCAAGAGCGUUGCACUUUUCCACACGGUCCAGAAAAAGAAAUGUGGGAACUGGAGAGAAAAGGAAAGCUUCCGACUCCGUCAAAGUUCUUCGAGAGGUUAAAGAAGGGCAAACUCGUGGAAAGUACUGAUGGCUCUAACGGGAACACAGCAAAAAUCUCAGAGCCAAUUCAGCCAAAUGCGACUGAACCAUCUUCGCAGAUAUUGAAAAAGAGCAAACAUCCAGCUACAACUCAAGCAAUAGGUAAUACAGAAGAACUUGGCACAUUGCAAGUACAUCAAGUGGCAGCCAUUCCACAAUCAAAUUCUCUAAUCCGACGAACUCAAGUUCGACCACAAGGUCCAGAACACUUGACAACUAACGAGCCACCUCUAAAUCAUCUUGCCGUGCAAGAUCGCCCAAGUCAGCAAAUGGCACUGUCUGAGACGGAUAAGCACAACUUAGCCCAGUCGAAUGAUUCAGAAAGGCCAGAAGUCGAAAGGUUUACCAUUAUGCCAACAUCUUCAAUUGAGACUCCCAAAGCUAGUCUGACAAAACCGAACACCCAGAAAGAAGUUCCAGAGCAUUCCCAAUCAAGCUAUCAGCUAUUUCCCGUACAAAAAGGGGAACAAGUGCUAAACCAAUCAAAUAGCAGUGUUCCUUCAAUACGAUUAGUUGGACAAGAGCAGCAAGCUCAGCCAAGCGCCCCAAUGCCGGAUAUAUUCACAUCGAGAAGUGUAAGCAAUGGGUCACCAGCACUGACCUCAAAUAUUUGGUCUAGCUAUGAUCUUUCAAGACCAAACAUUCCCUUACUGCAGGACUCUUCAUAUUUUCCUCUCGGAAACGCAAGUGGCUACCAGCAGCACCCACAGGCCGGCAAUGGGCCAAUCCCUGAAACAGUUAGAAGGCUUCCCUUACAGCACUUCCACCAAGCAGCAGGGGCAGUCCAGAUUCCAUCCGAAGUGAAAAUAGUUUGUAACCAUUUCAUGAACAAUUGCAAGAAAAUACCAGAUUUUCUGUGCAAAGGCUGCGAGAACCGACAUUACGGUUACUAUGCCUUCUUGGACUACAGGAAAGGGCUUUGGUACAAAGUGAGGCCUUACCCGAGAAAUUUGCACCCAAAGCUUGCUCUCAAGGAGUGUAAAGACUUUGCAUGGGGGCGUGCAUGUGCACGGAAUCCUUGCACAUUCCCACAUGGUCCUGAACUACUGAUGUGGACGUAUGAGCGCGAAGGAGUACUUCCUCCUCCGAAUCAUGUGGACCAACACAGUGAGCAGCGUUACCAGAACCCGACACUGCACAACUUCAGCGGAACAGGGAAUCUCCGCCCGCCGCCUAAUGGAGUCUACGGCGGACGCUACAGACUUUGCAACAGACCUAGUGUGUGUCGCUUUGGGAACACCUGCUCGUUUGCCCAUGGACAGGAAGAGCUGAAUUACUGGAAAUUCUGUUACGAGCAGUCGCAAACAGACCAGGCAGAGCCUAUUGAAGCGCCGAUAAAGUCCGAAAGUGAGCUGCUGGAAAAUUUGGAAGGAGUUGCCUUGGCUACUACACCAGAAAACCCUAACGUCCGCCUUAAGGGCGACAAGGAGCGAUAUGACUACACGUGGACAUUCAAGCUGGACUAUAAGUCAAGCCAGGCUGGGCAUCUUUGCCGUGUUGACCUUAAAGAUCGGCGUAAUAUCUCCUUCUGCAUCUCCAAGAUCAAGAUAACAGACGAAAACGGACAAGAGGGAACUGAAGAGGUCCUUUCGAAAGACAAGAUGUUUCAUGAGUUUCCCAAGCGCCGUAGCACGAGUGACCAUUCUACAACAGUCGAAGUGUGGGUAUCCUUCACUACAACUGUGUUUGGAAGCUUUAGCCAAUGCAUUUUGUUCGACUUCGGGAAGGGUCCGUGCCUCGUGAAGAAUUUCAACGUUGACAUCGUCAGUGACGAAGAACUGUAUACGCUAAAACAGGCCAGACAAGAGGUCCCCAAGAACUCAACGUGGAACCCAGAGGACUCGGUAAUAGUUCGUACAGUCACGGACCGACGCGUUGAUGCUGUGGAGGAGCUACAGAUAAAAUACCCAUGUCCAGCUGAUCCACAGAGUUUAGUAUCCACGCAAAUACUGAGUGGUAAACUCAACGAGCGUAGCUAUCACCAGACCAUGCACCAGCUGCUGUUUGUCGAGGAGGUGUUCAUGAAGCAGCAAAUUGCCAGAUUUUCAAUGGAAAGAGUCACCCUGCUUGGGCGUGACAGCCUAUUUUCUGAUGACAUGGGGUUCCAGCGUGCUGGCGAAGGUCUGUUUGGUUCUUUCCCUCUACAGACGCCUGUCACGAUCGACGACAGUGCCGGGCGGUUAUGCAAUCGCAAUGUAGAGGCUGUGUACCUAAGGCUCUCCAGCGACCCCUGCAAGGUGUUUGAAGUACCAAUCCACAAACUGGAGAGCGAGGGGGUUACCAUCAAGCUCUCAGAGAAUGUUUGCAAAGAACUUAAGAUCCACGACCAAUCGGAAGUUGAUGUGGACGCCAUGUUUAAGCUGACUCGUGACUCUCUCUGUCGAAUGCAUCAGGCAGUUGAUUGUAUCGCCCCAGUUCAUCUAAGACUUCUGUUUCCUAAACCACAGCCUCUAAGGAUCAAAGAGGUUCGUAUUUGCUGGGGCUGGAUUCUGGAUAAACGUUUAAACGACAGCCAGAAAGACGUCAUCCGGGCUAUCGCUAAAAGAGAGCCACCCUCCCCUCCUGUGGUAGUGUUUGGGCCAUUUGGAACUGGAAAGUCGUUCACAUUGAAUCAGGGAGUGCGCCAGCUCCUAACGUCUGGGAAGAAUAGAAUUCUUCUUUGUACGAAGACUAACUCGGCCGCCGACAUACACGUGGAACUCUUACACCAGUACCUGACAGAAGAGAAUGGUAUAGGUUCUGCUAAACCAUUUAGGAUCUAUGGUUCAGAUCGUAAACCCAGCACGUGCUCACGCACUGGCCUGCUUUACAGCAAUCUCAAUAGUGGUAAAGACGGGUUCUUAAUGCCAACAAGGGAAGCCGUCAUAAGAUACCGUGUUGUCAUAACAACACUUGCCACGUCACAGCUGUUGAUGAAGAUUAAGCUGAAUCAUGGCUUUUUCUCGCACAUUCUGGUGGAUGAAGCUGCUCAAGCCUGGGAACCAGAAGCUCUGAUCCCACUGGGCUUAGCGGGACCUAACACGCAGGUCGUCUUCACGGGGGAUCACAUGCAGAUGAGUCCAGAGGUAUACUCGAAAUCCCUAUUCAACGAAGUCCUCAGGAAUGCUCAGAGCUCAGGAGGCUCUCAGGAAUGGGGAUUACAGAAGUCACUGCCAGAGCGCCUCUUCGAUCAGUACAAUAUGUUAACGAAUGAGCAUUUCCUCAAGUCUCAUGUCAUGUUUCUAACUGAGAACUACCGCAGCAACGAGGUCAUUCUCCAAUUUUCCUCCGACUGCUUCUAUGGAAAAAAGCUAGUUGCCGGCGGGGCAGGAGAUAAUCUCCCUCAUCCGGAUUUGGGACCCCUCAUGUUCUACUCCGCUAGAGGAAAGGAGGAAAUUCAACAUGACAACUCUUUUCUAAACGCCUCUGAGGUUGAUGAGGUUGUCAAAAGAGUCGAAGAAUUGGCGGAGAAAUGGCCAAAUCUUCAAUGGGGAGAGAAACAGCUGAGUGAGAUAGCCGUGCUGUCGGCAUACCACUACCAGGUCCGUGCAAUAAGAGAUAGGCUGAAGCGAAAAGGGCUUCGGAGAGUGACCGUGGAUACCAUUCAUAACGUACAAGGCCGUGAGUUUCGAGCAGUGUUCGUCAGCACUGUACGCACGUCGCAUACUGUCAAACCCCUGAUAGAUCAACACACAACCGAGUGCUCGAAAGACGAGUUGUACUUCGAGUUUCUCUCCGAUCCAAAGCUCCUCAACACUGCUAUCACGCGCGCCAAGUCACUCGUGGCAGUAGUCGGGGACCCGGUGUCGCUUUGUACCGUAGGCGACUGCCGGCGACUUUGGAAAGACUUCAUUAAGAGAUGUAACGAGCUGAGAGCUUUUUAUGGAUACACAAUGGAACAGCUGAACGAAGAGAUGAAGGCAGUCAUCAAUGUGAUUGAGAUGAACCCUGCUGCUAAACCAUUUGUCAGCGAUUAUCAGGUAGAGCAGACACAGGAGAAUAAUGAACCCGACAGCGAUGUCGAGAACGAAGAUGAUGCCUUAUUUAAAGAGCAGGAAGCUUCAGACACUGCUUCUGUGAUGUCUUCUGGAAAUGAAGAGGAGCUAGAACAGGAAGGGGAGUGUCCCUCCAGGUUGCUCGAUGAAACAUUGGCAGACGAGUCCGUGCCCCCUGCAGUUAUGGACGGGAUCAUUAGAGCUCUAAGGGACAAGUGCGAGGAAACGCGAAACAAGAAAGCCCAUUUACCAUCACUACAAGACUCCGAGUUUCCGCCUUUGGGCUCAAAGCCAGUGUUGAAGAAGAACGCUGGAAUAUGGAAUACCGCCUCACCAAUGACCACUCACCGCCUCCCCAAUGACACAUCUGACUAUGAGAUCAAGCGAGUAAACGGAAAAGAGGUUAUUCGUUUGGUUGACACUGGAAUACGUUUCAAACAGUCCGAGAGACAACAACGUCUUACAGUUGUCAAUUUACCACGGUCCAUUAGUCUAGACCCAGAGAUCCUGAAUCGGCGAGUGGGAGAAAAUCCGGAGAGGUUCAUCGUAUGUGAACUUCGGAUUAGCUCAGACCGGUUUCGGACUUCCUAUGCUGUUGUUGCUGAUACGAAAACGCCGGAUAUAGUGAUCAAAGGUCAUGUCCGGCAAGCCUUCGACCGUGACACAGUAGUUGUCGACUUGAAAUGUGAUGAAGAUGCAAAGAAAAACGAGGAAAAAACCGAGGACAAAUAUGAGAAAAAUGAAGAGGCAAGGUACUCGGGAGUUAUCCUAGGAGUGAAAGACCACAUCAUCAAUCCUAAAGGGCGUCAGUACGUUUGUACUGCCGACUACGGCAAUCCUGCAGUCAUGAAGCCCAUCAAUAAGUUUGUCAGUAACAUAAUAAACCUAACGUACGAGGGCUGCAAGGAUGUGCCAAUCUAUAGGUUUAUUACACAGGAGAAUGAACCAACCUGCCGAGUUGACUGGUUGAAGAGAGAAAAACUGUUAUCAAACCAAAACCUGUUUGUGGUUCAGUUUCUUCAGUGGCGUCCAGAUUGCACUUUACCUUUGGGAAUCGUUACCAAAGUGCUGCCGAGGGGCGAGUCGAAGGCUAAAUGCAUGGAGAUUCUGAAGGCUGAUCACUGUCUACGAGCUUCGUUCGAGAGUGAAACGGUUGAAGAGGUAAAAAGGAUCGUAGGGUACGUUUGGGAGGUACCAGAAGAGGAAAAAGAGACUCGACCAAGAGUCAGCAGUGCAUUCACGAUUGAUCCAGAAACGUCCAAAGACUUAGAUGAUGCUUUGUCUGUUGAAGAGCUAUCUGAUGGGUCGGCUAAAGUUGGUAUUCAUAUCGCGGAUGUCAGCUACUUCGUCAAGCCUGAAAGUGCAUUGGACAAAGAAGCACGCUCUCGGGGGACAACCUACUACCCAAACACUGGUGACCCAAACACCCCUAUGCUCCCAGAAGAAAUAAGCGAAGGAUGCUGCAGCCUCUUGCCCGGCUGUGACCGUCUGGCAGUGUCAGUCUACCUGACGCUUGACAACAGUGGUGAGCUCAUUGGCGAACCAAAAGUCGUGCGAACUGUGCUACGUUCACGCUGCAAGCUAAGCUACUCUCAAGCUCAGAAGAUCAUUGAUGGCGAUUCCUCAGAACUCAAGCGAGAGAUACAGUUUCUUCAUAAACUUGCCCAAGCAAGAAGGCACAAGCGACUUGGAGAUGCGUCCUUUGACCAUUUGACUGGUAAGGAAGAAAGGGAGGACAUCGAUGCGCAUGAGCUUGUUGAGGAAAUGAUGAUCUUGGCCAAUCAUGUCGUUGCUAAGAUUCUCUUCGCAAAACAGCCCGCCCUUACUCCCUUAAAAGCUCAGCUGUCUCCCAAAGAACAUCGAUUGAUGGAGUGGGUUAGAGAAUUUGGGGACAUUGCUCUCCUAUCGCUGUCUCUUAGGAAGUAUGUAGAGAACCAUGCUGGGAUGGGCGAGAUCAGUCAACCAGGGAGAGAUAUCAUGAUCAAUAAAAGACUCUGGAGCAAAAUUCUCGAAGCUGUGGAGGAAGAAGACUUCCGAAAGCUUACGCACCUAAUCUGCAGCGAUGCCAAUCAUCCGCAGCUUGCGGUGGCGCACCAAGGACUGAACAGAAUCCAGACUAAGUCUAUCUACACCACUUCAUAUGGUAAGGACAAAGAACACACAAGACAUCACUCGCUUGGCCUAGACGUCUACACGCAUUUCACGUCUCCCAUCCGUCGCUAUAUCGACAUUGUUGUCCACAGGAUGCUGUUGAGAGAUGAAGGCAAGGAAAGGGUGUAUUGCGAGGAUGAUAUCUAUCGAAUCUGUAGAAGGAGCACCUUCCUUUUUGACGAUUCCAAGAAUUUUGGGAAGGCAUGUCGACGGAUGAAGCUGGCUGUCCAGCUGCAAGAUAAGAACCAUGAGACAGAUACUGUGAUCGAAUCCAUCGCGGAUGCCUUCAUGUCCUUGCUUGUUCUAGGCAGUGAAGACGAUCAUUUGAUGCCAAAGCAAAGAGAGAUCAAAUUCAAUCACCUUGCACCAAUGACGUUUGACGUUAACAAAGAAACGAAGGAAAUUCUUCUGGCAUGGAGAUGGAGAAUGUACGAAGCACCAACUUACAACAGCAGUGAGGAGAACCCAAAGGACUUGAAGAAAAUUGUCUUUAAGCAAUUCCCCGAGGGCCCAUCAAUUAAAGUGAACAGGUUACAAUGGCCAAAGAUAAUAGAAGCCGUUAAAACAAAAGAUGGUAAGAAGCUUAAAGAGAUCGUUCGCGACAUCGAGGACCCCAUCAUAUCUCAACUGCCUCGUGCACCUGUUUGCAAGCCCGGUGCUGCCGUUAAAUCUAAGCCCGAUGCUCCCAUCUAUGCGCAUCCUAACGUCGGCCAGACUUUGACACUUCCUCCGAUACCACCUGGUGCUGAAGGCCAUUUCUACGACAAGAUCAUGAUGCUGAAGCAGUUCGAUACCGUAAAAGUGCAACUAUCGGGACACUUGACCAAAGGAGUACUUUGCCCUGGGAUCCAACUAUUCAAAGUUUCCCCACGCGUCAGUAUCUGCCUGGAGCAUCGCGUCCAUACCAAAAAAUGCUUCGCUUCCACUGCAAGAUUCACUGCGUCACGGGAGCACUAUGAUACCAUUGAUAACUACAUCGGGUCAUGGAAACGCGUGCUUUUAAUGGAGGCAGCGGUCGCGGCCGUAGAAGAGGACCAGGGCUUCACCAUACGCAAUCUCCCUGUGCAAUGGCAAUGCAAAGACGGCCAUUUCACGGGAAAAUUUCGGUUACUCGAGGACUAUUGCCGGGGUCGACAGAUAAGUUUUGUUCAAGGCGAUCUGGUGUGCGCCAGAAUUCCUCAUGGUCACUCAGAUGAUGCAGCAGAUGUUGCGGUUGCCCAUUGCAUCGUGAGCGACACUUUUCCAAAGGAAGUAGACGGAAAAGUGUGGCAAUCUGUUGUCGUUCGAGUUCACCAGAAGAGCUCACGAUUCCCAGCUGGUGCCUAUAACGAGAAGCCAAUCAAAUGUGAAAUGAUCUUCAUCCCUCUCUUGCUACCCCACAGGCGAAUGUUCAAGGCCCUCGUACUCGCACUUCCGGACUCAACGCCGCUGGCACAUGCCAUCUGCAAAGGCGAAGCUCCACCCCCAGACCACUUUGAGAGGCCAGACAAACCAUUGUCCAUCUCAGAAGACGUGAAUACAACAGCCUUCAAAAGACUUAAUAAAUACCAAGAAGAUGCCAUCAAGAAAGCCCUGACGCAGCCGUUCACCUUGAUUCAAGGGCCACCAGGUACGGGGAAAACCGUGACAGGGGUGCACAUAGCCUACUGGUUUGCGUGCCAGAAUCGCAAGACGCCACCGCCGGCCCAACCAGAUCCGAAGGAUGUCGAUGACGAGAAUAAGCCACCAUCUGCACCACCUCAAGUCCUGUACUGCGGACCCUCCAACAAGUCUGUUGACGUCGUGACAGAAUACCUUCUUAGAAUUCCGGGGAUGCAGAAGAAGAUACUUCGCGUGCAAGGAAGUAUGAUUCAGGAAAGGGAAUUUCCGAUUCCUAACAAAAUCAAACCCCCAAAGCAGUCCAGGAGUGAGGAUGAGCUUCGCAUUCCUAGCAAAGAAGUCCGAGAAGUUUCUUUGCAUUACAUCAUCCGCUCUGCUGACUGUCCUUAUGCCGAAUCCCUCAAACUCCUCGAACAAACAUUUAAAGACGCUAAAGAGAGGAAUGAUCCUGUCAGCGUAGAAGAUGUGACUUCAUAUCUACAGAUCAUCAGGGAGGCAGAGAAAUGGUGUAUCCAAAAGACUGGCAGAGAAAUCAUCUUGUGCACGUGUUCGGCAAGUGGCGCCGACCGCAUCGUAGAUCUCUGCGACAACAUCCAGCAAGUAAUCGUCGACGAGUGCGGCAUGUGUUUUGAGCCUGAGACACUCGUGCCUAUCACAUGCGCCCGCGCCAAGCAAGUCGUGCUCAUUGGGGACCACAAGCAGCUGCAACCUAUCAUCAAAGAUAACGACGCUAAGCGCUUGGGUCUGGAGAUCUCUAUGUUUGAGCGCUACGCCAAAAAGGCGAUCAUGCUCAAGGAACAAUACCGUAUGCAUGCAGAAAUCUGCCACUUUCCAUCAGAACAGUUCUAUGACAAGCUUCUGCUUACGUCUGCCACUGUCGCGCUCCGCACACCUUCGCCUGUCGACUUCUGGCCAGCGCAGGUGCUAUAUAGGAAGGACGUACCACGUGUGUUUUGCCACGUGGAAGGGUGCGAGAAGUCUUCAGUGAUUAAGACUCAGUACAGCAAUCACGGGUCCAAAAGUAACGAGAAAGAAGCGAAUAAGGCAGUGCAUGUUGCUAAAGUCCUGGUCAACAAGUAUGCUGUGAAUCAUGGGGAUGUGGUCAUCCUAACACCUUACAGACAACAGCAGGUCCUCAUCAAGGAGGGUCUCCACGCCCCGUACGACGAUAUCCAGGUGUCGACGAUCAUCAAGAGCCAGGGUAGUGAAUGGGACUACGUCAUUCUUUCACUGGUCCGCUCUCUACCCAAGGACGAAAUCGAGGCUGAGCCGUCUUCAAAGUGGCUAGUUGACAAUCUGGGUUUCCUGAGGGACGAACACCAGAUCAAUGUAGCGUUGACUCGCGCCAGGCGCGGUCUCUGCAUUAUCGGAAACAAAAACCUAGUUGAGCUGGAUCCCACAUGGAGCGCGCUGUUAAGCCACUACGAGCAGGGUGAGACAAUCGUUGAUGAGGCCUGGCCGUGGAACUAAAUAAACUACGACAACAACUUCUACAGAGACACCAGUAGAAACAACAUAAAUAGCAGCAGCAACAACAACCAUGCAACAAACCCAGUUCAAACGCUGCUAUCUGCCAGUUAUCUUUUACCACUAUUGCUAACGAAAGUUAUUUUAACACUUCAUGUCCAUAGAUCCGACUUGCGUGACAAUGUUCACGCAAGUCGGAUCGAGGGGUCUUAGCCCCACUGCUUCUGGUACGUGACCUUCUAUGAGGUGGUUGUCACUUCUGUUGCGUGACCUUCUAUGAGGUGGUUUUCACUUCUGUUGCGUGACACUCUAUGAGGGGGAGGUCACUUCUGGUGCGUGACACUCUAUGAAGGGGAGGUCACUUCUGGUGCGUGACACUCUAUGACGGGAAUUCACUUCUGGUGCGUGACACUAUGAGGGGAGGUCACUUCUGGUGCGUGACACUCAAUGAAGAAGAGGUUACUUCUGGUGCGUGACACUCUAUGAGGGGAGGUCACUUCUGGUGCGUGACACUAUGAGGGGAAGGUCAUUUCUGGUGCGUAACACUUUAUGACGAAAGGUCACUUCUGGUGCGUGACACUCUAUGAGGGGAGGUCACUUCUGGGCGUGACACUAUGAGUGGAAGGUCACUUCUUGUGCGUGACACUAUGAGUGGAAGGUCACUUCUGGUGCGUGACACUCUAGGAAGGGGAGGUGACUUCUGGUGCGUGACACUUUGAAGGGAGGGUACUUCAGAUGCGUGACACUCUAUGAAGGGGAGGUCACUUCUUGUGCGUGACACUCUAUGAGGGAAAGGUCACUUCUGAUGCGUGACACUAUGAGGGAGGUCACUUCUGGUGCGUGACACUCUAUGAGGGGAGGUCACUUCUGGUGUGUGACACUCUAUGAGGGGGAGGUCACUUCUUGUGCGUGACACUCUAUGAGGGAGAGGUCACUUCUGAUGCUUGACACUCUAUGAGGGCAGGUCACUUCUGGUGCGUGACACUCUAUGAAGGGAGGUCACUUCUGGUGCGUGACACUCUAUGAAGGGGAGGUAACUUUCUGUGCGUGAAACUAUGAAGAUAGAUCAAUUUUUACACUCAAUGAAAGAAGGUUACCUAUAAAGCGUGACACUAUGAAUGGAGGUCAAUUCUGGUGAAUUACACUUUUUUGAGGGAGUCAUUUCUGGUGCGAAACUUAUGUGAAAUUAUUCUAUAUUUAAUUUCUACAUAUUCCCGAUUUUGCAAUUAUCAGAUGCACUGCAAGGUUGGGCAGUGCAAAACUUUUAAAAAGUCAAAAAUUAUAUUUAUAGAAUAGUUUUAGCUAUAGAAUAGUUUUUUUUUUAACUAAGCUUUUAACAUUUAAAGUUGUAGUUAUGUUUUUCGUCUACAAAAAGAGGCUAGAAUUUACCGCUAGUUUCAACAUUUUGUACAUUCCAUGUACAUUUUGAUCCAAAAACUUACAGCAUAGUCGAUGCACGAAGGCGAAGGUUAAUUUACUUAAAAGUUCAAACUCAAUACAUACAAAUGUUAUGCAAAACGCUUGAUAUACUUAACUUUAGAGUUACAAUGCAAUAAUUGAGAUUACGUCGCCAAAUCAUAGUUAAAUCUUAAUGUUUAGAAAAGGUGUUUAGAAAAAAAAUCAAAAUCAGGAUCCAAUUCAAUACGCACAAACACGUUACGCAUAAUGUUUUAUAUACUGUAAUUUAGAGUUGCAGAGUUCCAUUGCAAUAAUCCAUAUGUUAUCACCAACUCAUGCCCAAAUCAUGAAAGGUGUUUAGAAGAACGUAACCAUAAAAAUGACCAAAAACGUCAUUGCAAUCAGCAAAUGGCGAUUGGCAAAUGAGUUCUACGACCAAAGGAUAUUAUGGGUCUCAUUAUACUUUUAGCCAAUGCAGGGAGCCCACCCCGAGUAAGUACGCAGCUGCUUUGUCUCCUAUUAUCUUUGUUCUACAAAGGAGUUCUUUUUGUCUCUAUUCUUCUCGUUCUUUGUGUCGAGGUGCGGAUAUUGUUCAUUUGCCCAAUCAAAUUGCAGAACAUAGCUCUAGUAUCUGUAUAUAUGUUUGUGAAUAAUUAGUAUCCAUGAGCAUCUGUCGGUCUAGGAACUGCCAUUUGCCAUACGCCAUUUGCUAUCUGCAGAUUUUUGAAUUAGGUGUAUACAUGUUGUUGUCUAUUUUAUCAAUCAAGUUGCGCUGAGCACAUGUAUUCUUUCUACGCAAAUUUAGAAAUAGAUGUAUAUGGAAGCACGGGUGGCCUAGUGUGUAGGCGCGUCAGCCGCUCACCGUUGUGCCCAAGUUCGAAUCCUGGCUCUGAUUUGGGAUUUUUCAGAGAAAGCCUUGCCUCGAAUUUUGGUUAUUUCUCCUGGGUUUUCAGUCUCUACAAGAUGUAGAACCACUAGUGACGCAAUGAACACCUUAAGUCACAGUGCUUACUAACAAUACACACAAGGAAGCAUUUCAUUCGGAGCAUAGCUCUGUUGUGUCUAAGCACAUAAGUGAAGGGACAAAAUUUAUCUGUUUUUGCCUGCGUGAAUUUAUGUCGCAUAUUGAUAUUUGUUUUUUCCUCAACCUUAUCACUCUUCUAAUAGUCCAUCUUUUAAAGGGGACAUAACAUAUUUCCUAGAAUGCAUUGCAUUGUUUUGUUCAAUUUAUCAUAAACAUAAUUAAUUUGCGACUUUCCAACUUUCUAGCAUGAACUUACAAAUUUUGACCUUUGCUUGCUACUUAAAAUGCCCGACAAAACAAUGCAUCAUAGGAAAGAUGAGCUGGCCUCUUUAAUAUUAUACAAGCAUUUUGGUCACAAGGCUGGAGGUCCGAAUGUACCCUACCUCAAACAACCAAUGUGUCAGUUUAAUGCGAGAGGAAGAAAUUAGUCAAGUUAUAAUACAUCUAUAAUAAUUGAGACCCCACAUGUCUCCUUUGCUUAACUACCUAAUCAAAGCUUGUAAGAUUCAUUCAAUCAAAAUUGUACUCAAUAAACUUUCUUUUUUUUUU